Candidozyma pseudohaemuli is the source of this 2853-nucleotide messenger RNA. It is a transcript of the gene ZCF19, whose product is annotated as Zcf19p. Gene Ontology annotation, molecular function: DNA-binding transcription factor activity, RNA polymerase II-specific; transcription cis-regulatory region binding. NCBI's taxonomy places the organism in Eukaryota, Fungi, Ascomycota, Pichiomycetes, Serinales, Metschnikowiaceae. The record is from RefSeq and is a predicted model, not a curated record. Bases 1 to 2853 code for a protein of 950 amino acids. The transcript is spliced from 3 exons. Gene Ontology annotation, biological process: regulation of DNA-templated transcription. Gene Ontology annotation, cellular component: nucleus.
AUGUCCCAGUACGAACGAAUGAUGAAACAGAACCUCGUCAAAAAGACACUCCAGGAGAACCCCGGCAUCCUCAAUGGCAAAGGAACGAUGGAGAAACCGCAAACUAGCUUUUUGACGGUCGUGCUCCUUGUGGCAGCGUCCAGUUCCUUUACAAUGCUUCUAUACCUAGGAUCCAAGGUCUACAAGGUAUCGCUGUCCGAACUGGACAACGCGUCUCAGUGUGCGUUUUUGCCUCUUUGGCUCAGCUUCAAUUGGCCCUGGGACCGCAAAUUCGGCUUCCCGCUGUACCUCAGGUACUUUGAUCCCGAGUUCUACGAGUAUGUGGAGAGCAUCCCCAACUUCACGGAUGACCUACACCUGCAAAACGUCCAGUUUCUGGUUUUGGACGAGCUUUUCCGCCUGAAGCUCGUGAGGGACACGUUUGGCAUUCCGCUUUUGCUCAAAACGGAAGAUCUGGACUUCUUCGAUAGCUGGAUCGAGACCGAACACCCCACGAUCCACGGACCCAAGAUCACGAUAACGAAAUCCGACGGAAGAACGCAUCUUACGUGGCGCUGGGCGAUAUCUCCACUUCCCUGGUGGGGCGACAUUGACAAGGCACUUACGGCUUUUGGGUUCAAGCUAGAUCGGCUUGAUCCGAAUGAUGCAAUGAGGAAAACGUCUGAAAAGUCAAGUGGGCGUGUUCACGAGGUCACUUCAAGUGACGGGAAGCCAAAGAGAGUGGUGACUUCCGAUAAAGACUACAACAUCGUGUUUCUGGGUCUGUUCCACUUGAGCAACUCCUCUACAACCAAGGCCGGCAAGGUGAACUACACAGGCAUGAUUGACUUUGACCACAUGGGAAUCAACAAGGGUGCCCGGCUUACGCUGAUAGGGUUGAUCGUGAAGGAGGACGAGACCGAGGUAUGCUACAAGAUAGUGUGUUUCAGAAGCUCCCCUGCUGCUAUUUGCUGUUUGCGGUGUCUCAGUGUGGGCAUCCAAUGCUCCUUCGAGACAGCCUAUAGAUCGGCAAAUCCCGGAGUGAAAAUUGUCAAUGGAGUGCCCGAGCACUUGAGCGGGAACCAGACUGUGGAGGUUAUUCCUGGAAAUAACGACCAUUACAUUUCUAGGGUCGAUACGGAUCACAAUUCGUCCAAGAAACUCGACUUCUUAUGCGGGUCUGUAACCAGAAUUUUGGAGCUUCUCCAGGCGCAGAAUGGAGCUACACAAUCGCCAGGUCAGUCCAUUUUGAGCAGUGACGUGAAAUUGCUCCUUGAUGCAGCCUCGACGAUGAAAGAUCACCCUACUCCACAGACUUUCCCUGUCACACCUCAGGUGAUCCAGGAUUCGGUGACAGACGCCCUUGCAACGGACGUGCUGCAACAGGCUGAAGAAGAGCCUCCACAUAUUAUUCUAGGUCCGUCAAAAGGUUUUGAAACAUCUCCAUUUAGUUUGUUGGCAGACAACCCAGGAUCUGUGUCCAGGCCAGUGCAGAAUCUUCUCAAACUCAGAGCUUCACACGGUCAACCCGCAAUUGUGCUGAGUGAAGGUGAUAUUAUAGACGCUGGCGUGCUCACCAAAUACGAGGUUAUUGACCUUAUGAACGACUUCAGGAGUAACUACGGAAGAUGGGUCCUGUUUCCUAGCGAUAUGUCUACAGAGGACUUAAUAGACAGCGUCAGGAAAAAGUCUUCUCUUUUGAUAACGACGUGCUGCUGUUUGUCGUUGAGAUACUCCCUCAAUGGAAAGCCAAACCCUGGUGACGUUGAUAGCCACCGCAGAAAGAAAAUCACAUACAAAUUGUUGAUCCAGCAUUUGCUUCGAGACCUCAACAAGACGCUUCUCAAAGUCGCUUGUUUCCAGGGUUGUGGCGACUCAAAGGGCGAUAUCGAAGACCUCCAAGCCAUGGUUAUUCUCUCAAUCUACUCGAUGUCCUUGUCCUCAAUAGCUUGCAGCACCGUCGACGAUGACCCUCUUCUUGAUGAUGAGGUCAGCAUUAAAGAGCUCAAUAUGGACUCAUGGAGCCUUUCAGGCACCGCACUUACAACAUUCAUUUCCAAAUCCAACUUCGGAGUAUUGCUCCACAGAGCAGAAGACGAAACGCCUAACUUUACAUUCCUUUUCAACCAGUUCGAUUCUACCGAAUACCAGACUCUCACGAUGUACCGCAUCUACAACCACCUCAUUCUCAAUCACUUGGCAAGCUGUAUUUUCAGCGGAAGAAUGUGCAUUGUCGAUCAGAUCAGACUUAGCCACUGCAAUCUAGCCCUAAGCCUACCUAGCGCUACCAACUUCGAUGGCCGUAUGGUAAGUGAAAUUGGCAUUUUGUUGAUUACUUACAACUACAUCCAGCUCAGCUGCAAUGGUGCACUGGCAAAUGACCCAGAGCAAGUGGAGCUUGCUUUCAAGGGCGUGAAGGAGGAGAUCAAAGGAUGGUAUGAGCAAUGGGAGUAUUUAUUUUCCCAACCUGCGAUCUCGUUUGUUGAGUCCACACUUUCAUUUUGCCUCAUACUUGUGCAUCUCAGCUACACGCAAGAGAAGGUGGGGGCUUCUAAGAGACAGCCACCUUCACCAGCGAGUCUUCAAGACAGAUUAUUGACGUCACUCACAGACUGUGACAGAAAGUGCAUAAGCCAGAUCGUCUCGAGCGCCUACUACCUUGUUGAUUUUUCUAUAAAGAUCCAGAACGACUCGUACUAUGCGUACUUGUCGGACCAGAUCCACUUUUUCUUCUAUUUUGGUUGCGUCGUAUUGCUCAAGGGCCUCAGCCAUCUCAAAGCACACGACAAGCUUCACUAUUUGAACGAUCAAAACGAUCAAAAUGAGCUCAAGGAAUCGACAUGGAAAGAUGCGCUAACAGUCUUGUCGGCAUAA